AUGGCCCAUGCAAAGCUAGCUGGUUUGCUUCGUCAUCUACAACGCCGCCGCUUCUGCGGCAGCUCCUUCCCCGACCUCAUCGAAACACCUCCCAAGUGUUCCAUCAGGGCUGCCAUCGAGUCAAGAGACCACCGCGACAUCCCUCACCUCCUCCUCGCCAGCUCCUCCAACCCUAACCCUAACCCUAACCCCUUCUCCUACCUCUCCCUCCUUCCCCCGACCCUCGCCGCCGCCACCGUUGCCGACCUCCUGCAAUCCUUCGCUGCCCUCCGCCCCCGCUCCCUCCCUUACCCCGCCUACGCCGCUCUUCUCUCCUUCACGCUCCCCAACCCCAUUCCUAGCCCUGCCCCCUCCUCCGUCCUCUUCCCCGCCGCCCUCGCCGUCCUCCAGUCGGCCCUUCGAUCUGGCCGCCCCCCUCCCCGGGAGACCCGCCACUCCCUCCCCCUCAACUGGCUCGCCCUUCGCCGCCGCUGCUCCGUCCUCGCGAUUAUAUCCUCCAUGCGCCCCCUCGGCUUCCGCCCAACCGACCUCAACACCCUCAACUACCUCAUCUCCUCCCUCUGCGCCGCCGGUGAGACCGAUGAGGCCGCCGCCGUCCUCAGGGGAAUGCCCACUGCCCGGAUCGACCCGGACAGCGGGAGCUACUGCGAAGUGAUCGAGGCGAUCGACGGAGAUGCGGCGGAGGAGCUCCUGGUGGAGAUGGUGGUGAGAAGGGGGAUGCUGCCGAGGAAGGGGACGGUGGCCCGGGUGGCGGCGGCGAUGAGGGCGCAGGGCGACGCCAGGCGGGGGGCGGAGCUACUGAGGCUGUUGGAGAGGGCGGGUUGCGCUGUGGGAUUCGAGGCGUACGAGAUCGUGGCGGAGGGUUGUUUGAAGAGCGGUGAAGUGGUGGCGGCGGCGCGGGUGCUGGCGGAGAUGGUCGGGAGGGGUUUCGUACCUUCUAUCGGGGUGCGGCUGGGGGUGGUGGAGGGGCUGGCAGCGAUCGGGCAGGGCCAGCUCUCCGUCGACGUGAGGCGGAGGCUUGCGGGGAUACGGUCGUGA
Messenger RNA from Musa acuminata AAA Group (dessert banana), 1038 nucleotides. RefSeq names its product pentatricopeptide repeat-containing protein At1g06270-like. Lineage: Eukaryota; Viridiplantae; Streptophyta; Magnoliopsida; Zingiberales; Musaceae. The record is from RefSeq and is a predicted model, not a curated record. The transcript has a single exon. Gene Ontology annotation, molecular function: mRNA binding; protein binding. Bases 1 to 1038 code for a protein of 345 amino acids.